Molecule: messenger RNA, 646 nt
Organism: Setaria italica (foxtail millet)
Lineage: Eukaryota; Viridiplantae; Streptophyta; Magnoliopsida; Poales; Poaceae
Product: transmembrane protein 256 homolog
Exons: 5
Coding region: 108-455 (115 amino acids)
Source: RefSeq, a predicted model, not a curated record
CAGUACUGGACUGCCGCCGACCAGCGCGACGAGGAAGAAGGGACCGAAGGAGAGAGAGCAGAUUCGCAGAAGCAAGCCACGGAGGAGACCAACCAAACAAGAGGAGGAUGGUGGCGCCGAUGGAUCCGAUGCUGUGGCACAAGGUGGCCGCCGUCUCCGGGGUUGCUGCUCUUGGACUCGGCACCUACGGCGCGCACAUGUUCCGCCCCAAGAACCCCGCGUACAAGGAGGUUUGGCACACCGCGUCCCUGUACCAUCUCGUCCACACCGCCGCGCUGCUCGGGGCUCCCAUCACGAAACGCCCCAACAUUUUCGGAGGGCUUCUCACGGCUGGAAUCGUGUUCUUCUCUGGAACGUGUUACACUGUGGCUUAUCUCGAAGACAGGAAGUUUUCUUCACCAGCACCACUGGGUGGCUUUGCAUUCAUCGCCGCUUGGGCCAGCCUUCUCUUCUGACAAAAUUGUGCUUUAGCCAAUAAAACAAAAAUUCUCAAAGCUUUGCAUCUGGUACUUUAAUAGGUUAUGGGCUUGUACUUGUACUGUAUGCACCUUUGGUUAAAUAUAAUACAGUCCAUCCUUUCCUGUAUCUUCCUAAGCACGAUAUGCUGCUUGUGAUCUUUGUUUGAUUGGUCGUGCCAAGGAAACUA